GUCCACUCGCACAACUUUGAAGCAACGUUUACUUUUCCUCGACGAAAAAAAAGGAACUCAAAAUGCUUGCGCAUUGCACAAAGUCCACCUUCCCAUCGGCGGAAGCUUACCUAACAACUCUGCGGUUCCCAAAUCCACGGCGGAGACCGGCGGCGGAACUUCAUUUUAGUGCGCUCAACAAUUUUCCUACUAGGGUAUCGAAACUGCAAGUUAAGGCUUUGGACCGUAACAACAACAACAACAGCGCCGGGGACGGCGGCUCUAGUAAGAACGCCGUUUCAUCGUCUUCGAAUACGAACUACGUGGUGCCGUUAGAUAAGUCUUCAUCCUCUUGCAUUACUCGUCCUUUAGCUGAGAUCUUACGUGACCUCAACAAGAGAAUUCCUGAUAACAUCAUUAAAGCUGAUGAUGGUGAUGAUCAUUCCACCUUCAUCCCCUGGUACCACGCGAACCGGAUGUUGAGCUUCUAUGCUCCAGGCUGGUGUGGAGAAGUGAGAGAUGUUAUUUUCUCAGAUAAUGGAAGUGUAACAGUUGUUUAUCGUGUCACUAUACGAGGAUCAGAUGGAGAGGCACACCGCGAAUCAACUGGGACAGUAUCACCAGGCAAUGGUCCUAGCACAGAUCUGGUUGCUGCUGCUGAGGAGAUGGCAUUUUGCAGAGCAUGUGCUCGUUUUGGGCUUGGCUUAUAUCUGUAUCAUUAAAAUAGUCGAGUAGAUGCUACAAACUGGACAAUUUUGAAAAUGCUAUUGAAGGUCCUUGUACACAGAACAAGAAUCAUGUAAUAUCUAUUCCGCGGAUGAUGUAAAAAUAUUAUUCAUGAGGAUGGUUAUAUGCACUGUGAAAGUAUGAAAAUA
Messenger RNA from Nicotiana tabacum (common tobacco), 854 nucleotides. RefSeq names its product DNA repair RAD52-like protein 2, chloroplastic. Gene Ontology annotation, molecular function: DNA binding. Lineage: Eukaryota; Viridiplantae; Streptophyta; Magnoliopsida; Solanales; Solanaceae. Gene Ontology annotation, biological process: double-strand break repair via homologous recombination. The record is from RefSeq and is a predicted model, not a curated record.